This is a messenger RNA of Dendronephthya gigantea, 1720 nucleotides long. RefSeq lists its product as uncharacterized. NCBI's taxonomy places the organism in Eukaryota, Metazoa, Cnidaria, Anthozoa, Malacalcyonacea, Nephtheidae. The transcript has a single exon. Bases 92 to 1699 code for a protein of 535 amino acids. The record is from RefSeq and is a predicted model, not a curated record. Gene Ontology annotation, molecular function: zinc ion binding.
UUUUUAAUAAUCCUCAGGCAGGCCCUGAGGAUUAAAUUUGUAUAUAGUAAAAUAAUAAUUCUAAGUAUAAAUUUAAAUAAUAUAAAUUUUUAUGGAUAUUGAGCCGAGUACUUCAUUGGGGGCAGAUAAAGAUUUGGCAGCAUUGGCAGAUGGUUGGACAAAGAGCUUAAAGUUUAUUCCUGGAUUCUCAUACAAAAAUUUGGAAGACCAUUUAGUACUAGAAGCAAAAAAAACACCUGAUGGCAAACCUGCUGAGGCAUUUAAACACAAGAAAAGUGGUUACAAACUAUUUAAAGCUGGUUAUAUAAGGCACUUUAUGGUGAAACCUAAUAUAAAGAAAGGAGAUGAUAUCCAUUUUCUUGUGCGUUGCCAUGUAAAUGCAGAAAUGAAGAAAAAGCAGUACCUUGUUUAUGUCCACCUUCAUCAACAUUCAGGAGAUGUUGCCUAUGCAAAAUGCUGUUGCCCUGCUGGUGCUGGUGGCUGUUGCAAACAUGUGGCAGCUACAUUGUAUCAGCUUAUUGAUUACAUAGAACUUGGACUCUCAGAUGUACCAGAUGAUAAAACUUGCACUCAGGAGUUACAAAAAUGGCAUAUCCCUAGAAAGAACACUACACAAGAAGCCCUGCUCUUUGAGGACCUGAUUUUCCCCCAGGAUUCGUAUGAUAAGGACAGAAAAGGACGUAAACGCCCAGUGCCAGAAGGGAAGAGGGAGGACUACUGUUCAACAAGAGAGAAGGUUUCAAAGGAGGAUUUGGAGAGGCUUAAAACUAGCUUGGAAAAUGCAGGAAGUACUUGUCAUUUGGUUGGUGUCCUAGGCAAUACUAAUUGUGAACCUUGUGAAUUUACUGCAAAUGAAUUGCCAUCUAGACAGCGCAUAAUAAAGGCAGGGGAAGUGGGUGACAAACUGGACCAAACAUCUAUCAGAACCAGUAUUCUACAAAAAUUAACUCAGAAUUUAGAUUGUACUUAUGUUCCAGACAAAGGUUGUGAAAAAUAUAUUAUGGAGAAAUUGUUUGUUGAUAAUGAGAGGUGCCAAGAGAUUGAGAAGAACACAAGGAAGCAAAAUGAAUGUGAAGAGUGGUAUAACCAGAGAAAAUGUCGGUUAACUUCAUCAUUAUUUGGUAGUGUAGUUAAGAGGAGAAAAACAAUCUAUCCAAAGACUAUUGUGAACAAGAUCACUAAGCCAAGUCAAAUAAAGAAUGCAAGUUGUCAGUGGGGAAUUGAGAAUGAAAAGAAAGCAUUGCUAAAAUACCAUGAAUAUAAAGAUGAGACCAACAAGCAUGUGGCUCUUUGCUCUGCCUGUGGUUUAGUGGUCAACCCAAUGUGGCCAUGGCUUGGUGCUAGUCCGGAUGCACUUGUGUUGGAUGAAAGUGAGGAGUCCAUGUAUGGGGCUGUGGAGGUGAAAUGCCCUGCAUCUAAAUCUGGGAUGAGUAUCAUCAAUGCAUGCAGUGACAAAUCAUUUUGUUUGGAGGUAGUUAAUGGAAAGCCAUGCCUGAAGAAGAGUCAUAUUUAUUAUCAUCAAGUGCAAGGCAUUAUGGCUAUUUGCCAGUUGUUUUUUGUAGACUUUGUUGUGUAUACUGUGAGUGAUCUUCAUGUCGAAAGAAUUUAUUUUAGUAGAGUUCAAUGGGAAAACCAUACUUUACCUGAACUAACAACUUUUUAUUUUAAUUAUCUGUUGCCAGAUACUGUUACUGUGUAAUUGCAAUAUGUUCACUGAACA